Molecule: messenger RNA, 914 nt
Organism: Camelina sativa (false flax)
Lineage: Eukaryota; Viridiplantae; Streptophyta; Magnoliopsida; Brassicales; Brassicaceae
Product: protein RESTRICTED TEV MOVEMENT 1
Molecular function (GO): carbohydrate binding
Source: RefSeq, a predicted model, not a curated record
CAAAAGAAAGAAAGGAAUAGAUUGCUGCUACUAGAUGAAGAUAUUACAAGAUUGGCAACGAAUAUUCUAAUCCGAGGCGUCAAACGAAGAGGAAGGCAAAGACAAAUUAAAGAAAUCAAUGAGAGAAAGUCAUACAAGAUUGGAUAGGAAUAUUCCAUUCUAAGACUUGUAUAUGAUGAUAUCUCCAUAUUUAAAGGUACUUUGUAAUCCUAUUUUUGUUAUGUAACUAAUCAAAAGCUUUUAGUCGUAAAAGAAUGGAAGAAAAGAUGAAGAUAGGACCCGUUGGGAAGCAUGAUGCUAGAAGCAGCACAAUUGUAAACUGGGACGAAGGAAAACACGAUGGCUUCAUCUCUCAGAUCUUUCUCUCUCAUAGCCUCGGAGGUAUUAUGUCUAUCCAAUUCCAGUUCGUUCUGGACGGGAAGCUUGUUUUAUCCGACCGUCACGGUCCAUUCAUCGGCAACAUGUUUGACGUUCAGAUAGAGCUUAACUACCCGCAUGAGUACAUAACUGGAAUCAGUGGAGAGUAUUACAAGUAUGAAGCUAGCAAUCCUCACAUAAGGUCUCUCAAAUUCACUACCAACACUAGUGAGUACGGUCCUUUUGGCACCUCUGGUUCCAGCUACGAAAAAUUCGCGUUUAAAUUCGGGAAAUCUCCUCAGUUUGGCGGUUUCCAUGGGACUUACGAUGCCUCCGGACUACAGUACAUCGGUGUUUAUCUCCAGCCUAAAACAGUUCAACCCAAGAUCGAUACGAGCAAUGCAGAGGAAAUGGAGUCAAAAAUUGUUUUGGGUUGAAAAGUGUUUGUAUAUAAAAAAAUACUGUUCUGCCGAUGAUACAUGCUUUAAUAUGCAAACGCUUCUAUGAAUAAAUUGAUAUGUGUUACAUAUAAUCGUCAAAGAUAAUUUUAACCUUUA